Molecule: messenger RNA, 873 nt
Organism: Bradysia coprophila
Lineage: Eukaryota; Metazoa; Arthropoda; Insecta; Diptera; Sciaridae
Source: RefSeq, a predicted model, not a curated record
CGCCCAACAAGUUAAAAACUGUAGAAAAUUUCCCACGUUAAAUACGAAACUUUUUUAAUCUCGUCUGUGACAUUGUGUAACCGCAUAAAGAUUCAUAAAUAAAUUUCACUUCUCUUUGUAUUUUGGAGAUUAUACACACUGGCAGCAGGAAGAAGGAAAAAAAUUUCGAGGAUUUUAUAGAACGUCAGAUAAAAAGCUUAAAAGUACAUAUAUAACAAACCAUCCUUUUUACGGGAUAAAAAAAGUGUGAAAGGAAAUCUGGAAGAGCAAAAAAAUGAACGUGUUAUUGUGUUACGUAUUCUCGAGUUUUUGUAUCGUAAUUGUAGCCAGCGGACGGCUUCAAGUUACAAUGAAUGGACCACUUGAGCCGUGUCCGGGUUCUGAGAAUCAGAAACUUAUAUUGGACGAUUUAAAGUUUAUGCAACGAUCGUCCGACAAUUUUACUUUGAACGGAAAGUUUGUCAUUACGGAAACCAUAAAUGGGCCAAUUAGCCUGCAAAUUCUUUCAAAGAAAUACGAACGCGGUAUAUGGGUGAACAGCUUGCUCAAUCAGAAUAUUAAUGACUUAUGUACGGAAAUGGAGAAGAAAGACCGUGCCGAGUGGUAUAAAAUGUUCGAUGAAUGGACCGACAACAAGAAGUGUCCCUUAAUUCAGAAAGAAGGCGAAUUUAAAGAUUUUCCUACUUAUAACAGCAAAACGGCGCCAAAGACAAUACCACCAAACUUUUAUGGGAAAUACAAAACUGAAGGCCGUUUCUAUCAAUAUGUAGAUGAAGAGAGGGUUGAAAUGGCCUGUUACAUUGUUGAAUUCGAGAUGGCUAAUGUUUGAAAAUAAAAGCAAAGUUUAUUAACAAUCAUCUUGGUUUGUAAUCU